This is a messenger RNA of Dreissena polymorpha, 6958 nucleotides long. RefSeq names its product ras-related protein Rab-10-like. Gene Ontology annotation, cellular component: insulin-responsive compartment; recycling endosome; Golgi apparatus. The transcript has 6 exons. Lineage: Eukaryota; Metazoa; Mollusca; Bivalvia; Myida; Dreissenidae. The coding region runs from base 240 to 839 and encodes 199 amino acids. The record is from RefSeq and is a predicted model, not a curated record. Gene Ontology annotation, molecular function: GTPase activity; GTP binding. Gene Ontology annotation, biological process: cellular response to insulin stimulus.
AAUCCCAAACGGAUCAGGAAGUGACGUUGUUUUAAUGAUUUCAUCGCAAUAAAUGGAACCAAGUCAUCGAGCCACUGAAUCAUAGUUAUCUAAGUAAACAUACAUUGAAACGUUCCUCAUUAUGUCAAUAAUCGUAUCGUCAGAUCAUCAUUGAACUGAAUAUAUUCCGAAUAAAAAUUGUCCGUUGGCGUUGAUACAAGUGUCCGCCAUCUUUCAUCGCCAGUUUUGUAAAAAUCGUAAUGGCCAAAAAGACGUAUGAUCUAUUAUUCAAGUUAUUACUCAUCGGUGAUUCUGGAGUUGGAAAAACGUGCCUGUUGUUUAGGUUUUCGGACGAUGCCUUUAACACAACGUUUAUUUCCACCAUAGGUAUUGACUUCAAAAUAAAGACAGUUGAACUUGCUGGGAAAAAGAUAAAGUUGCAAAUAUGGGAUACUGCUGGACAGGAGAGGUUUCACACCAUCACCACGUCCUACUACCGUGGGGCCAUGGGCAUCAUGCUUGUCUAUGAUAUCACAAACGCACGCACCUUUGACAACAUCUCAAAGUGGUUGCGCAAUAUUGAUGAGCAUGCAAAUGAAGAUGUGGAGAAGAUGAUAUUGGGGAACAAAUGUGAUAUGGAAGACAAGAGACAAAUCUCCAAAGAGAAAGGAGAAGUAAUUGGCCGGGAACACAAUAUUCCAUUUUUAGAAACCAGUGCAAAGGCUAAUAUUAACGUAGAAAAGGCAUUUAUGGAUUUAGCAGCAGCCAUAUUAAAAAAGACUCCAGGUCGCGACCCCCAGCAAUUGGGAGGCCUAGAUGUUCACAAGACUCAAGACACGGGUAGCAGAAGGUGCUGCUAACUGACUAGUGUAGAGACAUUUCUUAUAACUUUUUCAUCAUUUGGUGUCAUUAACUGCUUGCUGCUUCAUCACUGGUGGUGCUUUCAUGGUGUUCUCAUAAUGUGUGUUCCAUUGAUGUUAAUAACAAAGAAAAUGAAUGAUGAAACAUUUGCCUAAAGAUGCAUGCUUGUAAACAUUAUUUUUGAUCCCCUUUAGGCCUUUUUUCACUACUGGGGAAGGGGGUAAGGGCCUGAUACUACAGCAGGUAAAGUUUUUUUCGGUGGGUAAAUACUCAUUUAAAGGCAAAUUGUUAUCAAAUUACUAUGUUCUUACACUUGAAGAUUAAACAAACAUUGUUGCUUUUAAAUUUUGUUCUUAACCUGGGUUACAUUAUUUGUGCAACAACAGCCUCAGUUUCGCUAGAUACUAGACACCUGGGCAAUCUGUAUUUCUACAUUUCUUAUUUAGCUUUUUUAUGUUGGAAAUCCUUAAGUCUAUAGCAGAAAUUUUAAUCAUAAAAUCUAGAAGCCAUACUUCAUUAAAUUUUUUAAUGAGGACCUUGAACCUACAAUUUGUGGGCUGUUUCAUGUGUUUCAAAUUGGAAAAAAUGCAUGCAAGUCAUUUAAGUUAUUGGUAGUUUGAUUUUUUUGAGCUGAUAAUGAAGUCAUUAUUUUUUUUUAUUGAAAGUUCCAACAGAAACAAACAUUAUCCAAUACUUACAUAACAGAUAUAAACCUAACCCGACGGGAUUGAUGACUGUAUACCUUCAUUUUCAGACUAUCCAUUGCCUGCUAAUCCAGUAUAAUCACCAUUUCUAUAAUUCAAAAGCAAAAUAUUUGCAAUAUUGAUGAUAAAUGUGUUAAAGGAUUUCAUAAAGACAAACUUCUUCAUUUAAAUUAAGUAUAUUACUACAGUGAAUUGUGGUUCGGGUGUAUGCAUAAAUAAAGUAACGGUGUUUGCGAAUUGAAAUAAACAACCAUAUUUACAAUUCAGAUUGAAUUAAUUAAUUUUGCUGGGGCAAGUCGUCUCAGUACAUCUUUGGGUGUUAGAUAAAAAACACUUGCCCCUUGUUGGAUUGCUAUGUGUCUCAUAUUUGAAAAUAAUGAAGAUGGCAGAAAUUAAUAAAAGAUUGUCUGACAACUCUAUUACAUUAUUGUCCAAGUAAAGUUUGUGUGUUUUUUUUAUUGAUAGUAAUGUUUUUGAUUGUUGUUUCGAAUACUGUAAUGCUUUUUUUGGUCUAUAUGCAGUUAUGUAUGAAACUGUGAUUUUUUAAAAUGCUUAUAAAAUGGAUUUCUUUAAAAUUUUAGAGAGUUAUGUUCAUUUAUGUUAUAAAAAACUUUUGUUAGUAUUUUUGGAAAUGUCUUGUUUCUCACUCAUUGUGGGUAAAAAAAGAAUGAUAGUCCAGUUUCUUUCAUAAGGAGUCGGAUAAGUAUUAUUGUUUCAAACAUUUUUCAAUCUUGAUUUAUUUGCCACAUUUUAGUAUUUCUUCUUUAGUACAACUAAAUUUUUCCCAAAGUUAUAUUUGUUUAUUUAUUCUUUUCUGGUUUCGGGAAAUUGUUAGAUUACUUAUUUUUUUUUAUUGAAUGUUAAAUUAAUUGCUUUCAUUAAUUCCCUAUCACAUAACUAAAUUGUAAGAAAGUACUUUCUUGCUGUUAAGUUAUGUGAUAAGGAGUAAAACAUAAGGCAGCCAAAGAGCAACAAUAAGGAUUUUGCUAAAAUUAAGUAUUGCCACAUGAUUUGAAUGUAAUUUAGCAUGGUGUGAUAUAAUGGAGUGCUUUAAAUGAUGUCAUCCCAUUUGUAAUUAUCAGUUUUGGACCGUUUGAUUAUGGUCAUUGACCAAUCUUUACCCAUUAACUCCUGAAACGUUUGAGUAUCCAUAUUAAAAUUGAGGCGGGCCGUGAGGAAACUGGGCUUAAUGCAUGUGCAUAAAGUAUCCUCCCAGAUUAGCUAGUGCAGUCUGCACAGGCUUAUCAGGGACGACUCUUUCCGUUUUGAUUGAAUAUUUUGUCCUUUAUUUUGCAAUUGAUUGUUAUCUGUUGCUCUGUUGAGGAUCUAAAUUCCACUACAACAGAAUACAUUUAACGGCAACUAUGGUAAAUGAAAUUGUUUUUCUUGGAUUGGCAUCUUGCGUUAUGUGAUGAUUGGUAUAUUUUGAUGCAUUCACUCGAGAUAUUUUUUUCUUAAAAAACUUGACCAAUAAAGAAUUUUGCCUUUGGCAAUAAAAACCAUUUUAAAAAUCAGCUUCUCUUUUCACUUAUUUUUUGUGUCCUUACAAUUCAUUUUACUUUUGAGUGCAUUCUAAGAUGCAAGUGUUAUAAUAUUUUCAUAACAAGUAAGUGAGAAAUAUGUGAGAAAUAUGAUGUAAUUAAUUCAAAUUGUGUUUUUUCUAUGUUAUGAAAUGUUAAGUGUAAUUGACACUAAGUAAAGACAUUCUGGGUAUUAUGAUUUGAUUUUUUUUCAAUACCGCUGGUGAAUUUGUCAUGGUGCAAUGUACAAUGGUAGAUGUAUGUAAGAAAGUAAACUAACACAUUUUAUUGCUUUCAUUUUGCAUCACUGUCCCACAGGCAUGUGUGAAUAUAGUUAGACUAUGUUUUGACUCAAACAGUCUGAAAUAUGAUAACCUCUUUAAUAUUUGUUAACAGGAUACAAUGACUUAAAAAUUAAAAAAGGUAUUGAAUUACCAUUCAGGAAAAAUGUGAUGAUACAAAUUAUAUCUUUCUCAUCAUUAAGUAACUUGUGUUAUUUCAAUUAUGAAAUGUCACGAGAUAAAUUUAUGUUAUAUUGCCUUUUUGGUAAGAAAUACAUCUAUAAGAAUAUGCUAGCAAAAUAUAAAAGUUUACAGGGUAAUAAGUGUUAUGUAAAAACAAUCUGUCAAGUAAACAGUCAAUUACACAGAUGCUGUUUGAUUACAGAUAAAAUUAAACAGAAACAUGUCAUCUGUAUGAAUACAUUUGUGAUACACUUGGAACAAAAUGGUGCAUUUGAUCUGAACAAACUGGUGCAUUUCUGUUUCGUUUACUCCAGUUGGAUUAUUAUAACUUGGAUAGUUAAGCAGCAUAAGUCAUGUAUACAAGCAUAUUGUUAUCUAAUCAGAAUGAGUUAUAUUCCGUCUCACAUUUUUAUUUUGUUAAAGAUGUCCAUCUUUUUGAGUGUAAAAUUUCAUUGUUCAUAUAUGCUAAGUGUAUAUAUUCUAGGACACUUCUAUAUGUUUGUGAAAGUCCACAUUUGUCAGAAAGUGAAAUUUUAAAAGGUUCAUUUAUCAAAUGAUGUUAAUUUACAUAUAAAUUACUAUACUAUUAUUUAUCCUUUACUUAAUUAUGUUUAAAAUAACAAAUAUAUACAAAAUUUAAACACCAAUAUUGGUAUGUCUUUACUAAGAUUUUUUAUUGGGUUUAAUACAGUAUGAUUUAUGUGCAUUUUGUAUGGAAUAAUGUGAUUUGUUUAUUUAGACAAUUUUUAUACGCCCGUAUAAAAUACGGGACGUAUUAUGUGAAACCCCUUGGCGGGCGGGCGGCGGGCGGAAGGCAUCACUUUGUCCGGACUCUAAUUCAAAUUGUAUUCAUCCGAUCUUCACCAAACUUGGUCAGCAGUUGCAUCUAGUUGAUAUCUAGGCCAAGUUCGAAUAUGGGUCAUGCCGGGUCAAAAACUAGGUCAUAGGGUCAAUAAGUGCAUUUUCAAAGGGGCCACUUUGUCCGGACUCUAUUUCAAAUUGUAUUCAUCCGAUCUUCACCAAACUUGGUCAGCAGUUGCAUCUAGUUGAUAUAUAGGCCAAGUUCGAAUAUGGGUCAUGCCGGGUCAAAAACUAGGUCAUAGGGUCAAUUAGUGCAUUUUCAACGGCGCCACUUUGUCCGGACUCUAAUUCAAAUUGUAUUCAUCCGAUCUUCACCAAACUUGGUCAGUAGUUGCAUCUAGUUGAUAUCUAGGUAAUACACCUCAUUUACAUUUAUCAUCCGCUGAACACUUAUCGAACUUGAUAGCAAUAAAAACCGCUAUAAGCAUCUUAUAAAGGUGAAUUACAGACAGCCUUGGUAUUCAUGCUGAUAUAAAAUGUAAAAGCAAACAGUAUUUAAACAUUCAAACCAAAUAUUUAUUUCAGUUUUUAGGGAACUAAUUUCAAGAUAAGUAAUAUCAGUACAGGAAAUACUGCCAUUCUAUACCUAUGUAGGUCUAAACAAUUAUGAUUUAAAUAUUGUGUUUUAGAGAACAAAUGAGACUAAGUGUACACUUAUUGAUAUCAAUGCAUAUAUAUGAAUAUAUCAGUUAUAUAAGUUGUUGUUGUUUUUUUUGCUUAUUUCCAAAACAAAUACAUCAAUCAUCAGUGUAUCAUCUCCAAUGGCACACGAAUCGGGCGUAUAUUGCUCCGUCAUGCGGCGCUCUUGUUUAAUUCUGGUAUUUCUUAAAGUUUUUUGUUAAGUGAGCUUUCACAUAUGUUAGUAUGGCUCGUAAAAGCAAAAACAAUUCACAAACACCUGUAUAAAUGUUAGAUGUACUGUGUAAAUGUAUGUAGUUUUAUGUGUAAUUUUGCCAUUGGUUGUGAAAUUGGAUUAUUUAAGUGUUAUAAUCAUAGACAAAGAAAGAUCAGGAAUACACAUUAUUUUACUGAGUAUUGAGCAUACAAUCGCUUGGUUAUAUUGAACUAAAAAUGAAGCUGAAACAAGUAUUUACCAGUACCACAUGUGUGUAUUGUAUGUAUGUCAGUCAUAAGUUUUGGAUCAAGCUUUCGUAGAACAAAAGAAUGGCUUAUUGUUAACCCUCAUGUGUCAAUUUAAACCAUAUCAAACGAUGGGCUAAUUAUGCAGACAAUUAAGAUACCUUGGAGUUGAACAAUAUUUUUUUAAUUGCCUUUGAAAUGUCUCAAGAAGUUGAUUUAAUGUGUUUAAGAACAUGGUAAAGCUUGUUUAAUAAUUAAUGGCUUUAUUGACAACGGGCUGGAUUUGUUGCUGAUAGGCAUUUGGUUUUGCAAAAUGGAGUUAAAUAUGUAAUACUUGGGAAGGUAUUUUUAGAAAUGGCUUUGUUAACACAAAGCAAUAUUCACAAAAUGUGUUUAUGUUUGAUUGUCAACUAAAAGAACUGUUCUUGUUAUAAUGUAAUUCAUAAAACAUGUAUUUUGUGUAUGUUAUCUUCUUAUAUUGUGUACGUGCUUUUAUAGUCAAAUAAUACCAUUACAUGUAGUGAAAUAAGUGUAUUAUUAAUAAUUAUUUUUUUCACUAACGUCAUAUCUAAGUUUAUUAAUACUACAGGUAUAUUUCUACUUGAUAAUCUUAAAUUCAACAUUGUUCAGUAAAUAUAAAUCAGACAAUAGUACUGCUUUGGUAUUUAAUCGAUGUUGUAUUAUAUCUUGAUAAACUUGGAAUCGACAGGACUACGAAAUACGCUCAGAGAACACACAUAAGUUAACAUUUGUGAUACAAAUUCAAAUACAAAUGUGAGUUGUAGAUUAAUGGUCAAACACAAUAAUAGAAGAGAAAAGAACCCUGUCAGGAGCAUAUUUUUGCCAUCAUUAAAGGACUCUCAAAUAACAACCGAAAUGCUAAGCAUGGCAGAAAGGUGUUGCAAACAACAACUAUUGAUUUAAGCUUGCAGAAAAACGUGAAUGUAGAGACUCUACGUUACGCAAGAGACUAGGCUGCAUGGAGUGGGUCAUGCGUGUCAUAAGAACGAUAGAGUGGGUCAUGCGUUUCAUAAGGAAUAGGUAUCGUUCACAUAAAGUUGGACAUUAUUUUUAUUAUAAAAUGUUGCUUGUUUCUAGUGUCCGAUAUGAUGUCCAACGUUGUAGGCCUACGUAGCGAUUUGCUUGUAAAUUAUGAAAGCUAUAUUGGUUUAGGUUGAAACAUUAGUUCGGUGCUUAUUUUGAUAGCUCCGUCAAAGUAAAUUUUUCUAAAUUGCAAACGUGAUGCUUUAACCUUUCUUGAAGUUAGUCGGCGAUGCAUUUUUAUUUGCGAACCCUUAAAAUAAGAAAAAAAUAUUGUUGUGACCUAAAUACCAUUUGAUGAAAAACAAUAUGUGAUUUUCGAUAUAAAGUGCAUAAAAUGCAACUUUCAGUUCAUGGUGUGUCACUUCACUUGUUUUCCUUUAUAUUUAUAUUUUUAUUUGCAUGUCUGUCAACAUAUGUAUUAGUAUAAUAAACAAAAUAAGAACAA